Molecule: messenger RNA, 292 nt
Organism: Drosophila suzukii
Lineage: Eukaryota; Metazoa; Arthropoda; Insecta; Diptera; Drosophilidae
Source: RefSeq, a predicted model, not a curated record
AUGCUGUUGAAGAUUUCGUUGAAAAAAUACUGUUUUGGUAAAACCCAUCUUAAAUUUUACCUGCGCAGUUGGUUCUACAACUCCACAGCCCAGAGAUGUCAAAAGUUCAUCUUCUUAGGCGGUGCGCGGAAUGGCAAUAAUUUUAAUAGCCAAGCUCGGUGUCGCAAAAUUUGCCUAGCGCAAGUGCCUCUACCAAUUAAUUUUUCCUUCACUGAUGAUGGCGUUUAAAAAGAACAAAGAUUUGAAUCAAAUACAAAGUAAUAAAUGAGACUUAAAUAAGUUAAGGCAAGUC